Messenger RNA from Penicillium robsamsonii, 405 nucleotides. RefSeq lists its product as uncharacterized. Lineage: Eukaryota; Fungi; Ascomycota; Eurotiomycetes; Eurotiales; Aspergillaceae. The transcript has a single exon. The coding region runs from base 1 to 405 and encodes 134 amino acids. The record is from RefSeq and is a predicted model, not a curated record.
AUGUCUAUUCUCGGAUCCCCUGAACUUUACAUAGGUACAGAAGUUACCUUCACCGCACCAUCACCCCAAAAGUGGGUUAUCGAGGGGAAAGUGACUGAGGGUGUCCAACAAAUGACAAUGUGGGAACUUAAUGGUGGCGCUGGUCCUCCCUUUGCCGUCUUCAAAUAUCUCUGCCACAGUGCGGAAUAUAGCGACAAGAAGGCGUUCAUGCGAAUCUAUUUCCAGAUUCCUGAAGUUCGAAAAGGACAGACUGCUCCGCCACGAAAACAUCGAGAGCUAGACAUCCCGAAGGAUCUAAACCGACGACAAUGUCCCGUGGUCCCGAGUCUCCUUGCCUAUAAAGAAGGAAAACAAGGUAAUGAUGGCCUAGUCCCAGAUGGAUACAUUACAUAUAUAGGGCCUUAA